GUUCGGGUUACAUGAUACAGGCUCUUUCCGAAAAUUCUGGUGGUUCAUGGUUUUAAACCCUAACUCCACUUUUUCUCAGGCGAAUUGAUAUUGAAUGAGCCAAUAAGGUGCACCGCCACCAACCCACUUCGCCCGCUUAUGUGACUCGCCCUUUGCUUUGAAAUCAAAGUAGGAAUUUCACCGCAGACCUCAAAGGAGCCCCAGUCCCUCUCUGCUCCUUCGUCGACAUCAUCUUUCCAACAACAACCAUACCCUCAUCUUACGAUAAAUUUCAUCAAGAAAAUCGUUCAAGAUGGCGCGUCGUCCGGCAAGAUGUUACCGAUACUGCAAGAACAAGCCGUAUCCCAAGUCUCGCUUCAACCGUGGUGUCCCCGACCCUAAGAUCCGUAUCUUCGAUCUUGGCCGAAAGCGUGCGACCGUCGAUGACUUCCCUCUCUGCAUCCACCUCGUCUCCAACGAGUAUGAGCAGCUGAGCUCCGAGGCUCUGGAAGCCGCCCGUAUCUGCGCCAACAAGUACCUCGUCAAGACCGCCGGAAAGGAAGGUUUCCACAUGCGUGUCCGAGCUCACCCCUACCACGUCGUCCGCAUCAACAAGAUGUUGUCUUGCGCUGGUGCCGAUAGACUGCAGACUGGUAUGCGUGGUGCCUGGGGUAAGCCCAACGGCACUGUUGCCCGUGUCAACAUCGGUCAGAUCAUCCUGAGUGUCCGAACUCGUGAUGCUAACCGUGCUUUCGCCCUUGAGGCCCUCCGACGAUCUCAGUACAAGUUCCCUGGCCGACAAAAGAUCAUCAUCUCCAAGAACUGGGGUUUCACUCCUCUCCGACGUGAGGAGUACCUCGAGAAGAAGGCUGCUGGCCGUGUCAAGGUUGACGGUGCCUACGUUCAGUUCCUUACCAACCACGGUAACCUUGCACAGAACAUCAAGCGUUUCCCUGAUGCAUUCACUGAGUCUGCUUAAAUGGGUUGUUGUGACAAGGAAGCAAAUCUGGGUUGAGGGGACAGGCGUAUAAUGGAUUACCAUAGCACUGCUACAUUGACAGUCAAUUCGGAUCUUGCAUUUACACAAUGACCUUGAUGACUUUGUGACUUGAGCUCUGAGCUUCUGGUAGAUUGAGAAAUUAGUAAAACGUACAGUACGUACCUAGGUAGCUUCUGAAUUGAUUUUGUGAUAUCCCCCGAAUGCUUAUAGUAGAUGUCCUAAUUCCUAUUCAACCCCUUACAAGUACCCACUGUCAAGGGUGCCCAUAUCCUGGCAGAUUGAUGUCUAAACAGCCCAAGAACAGCCCGAGGGCAGCUCAAGAUAUCGACUAGACUGGCCUGAAGUUCCGCAAAAGCCAGCAAACCAUGACUCACCUCUGACUUGGUCAGCCACGUCGUAGACUGAGGUGGUGAACUAGAACUAGUAUCUCUUGAGGGAUGUGACUCUUUGUAGUAGUAGUAACUCUGAAAUAGUUUUCAAGGUAAACGACUGUGGAGUAAAUAUAGUAGCAAAACGAAAACACAUCAUAAAAUGUUGAAUGGAACAGGGCUAACAAGAACGGAGGUCUAUAGCAGGGAUUGAGUAUCGGAAUAUUUUACUAGAGUGGAAAAUACAUUGCGACCAUGCUCACAAUAGCCGCGAAACAGUAAGAUAGAAAGCUUAUUGUGAGUGGUUGGAUGAUCUUUCAGAAAGCUUUAGUGAUUAAUCCAUGACCAUGAUCA
Messenger RNA from Daldinia caldariorum, 1701 nucleotides. RefSeq names its product ribosomal protein L10e. The transcript is spliced from 3 exons. The coding region runs from base 293 to 958 and encodes 221 amino acids. Gene Ontology annotation, biological process: ribosomal large subunit assembly; translation. Gene Ontology annotation, cellular component: ribosome; cytosolic large ribosomal subunit. Lineage: Eukaryota; Fungi; Ascomycota; Sordariomycetes; Xylariales; Hypoxylaceae. Gene Ontology annotation, molecular function: structural constituent of ribosome. The record is from RefSeq and is a predicted model, not a curated record.